UUCAUCCCCUCCAGCUUCCAGCACUUGGCGUUCGUCUCCCCGUCUUGUCCUCUACUCCACACACACCGAUGGGCAAGAAGUCAAAGCCACCACCUAUCAAGACCGAGCUGGUCGCGCCUGCGCCCGACAGUGGCGAGGUGCGCGAUGCUACGCGGGCGCUCCUCUGGCCCAUCUCGGCCGUCCUCCACUCCCUCCACGCCCUCCUCACCACCCUCCUCCUCUCCGUCAUCGCGCUCGGCCCGAUGCCCACCCACAUCGGGUUUGUGAUGGACGGAAAUCGGCGAUAUGCGCGGAGCCAUGGGCAGCGGAUUGCGCGUGGGCACGAGAAGGGCAGCGAGUCGCUCAAGCGGACUCUCCGAAUAUGCUUGCGGCUCCGCAUCCCCGUCGUGUCAGUGUAUGCGUUUGCUAUCGACAACUUCCGCCGCUCCCCAGAAGAAGUGGACGCGCUGAUGCGCCUGGCGACCGAGUCGCUGGCCGAGAUCUGCCGCGAGGAUGGCUUCUUGCAACAACACGGCAUCCGCCUGCGCUGCAUCGGGCGCAUGGAACUGCUCAAACCCGACAUGCAGAAGGCGCUGCAGGCAAUGGAAGCCGCGACGGCCAGCAACAGAAAUGGCGUGCUGAACGUGUGCGGUCCCUACGCUUCGCGCGACGAGAUCACGACGGCCGUGCGCGACACGCUGUCCUCUGAUAAUCCCAAAGCCGUCACGCCCGCCACCCUCUUCGCGCGUCUGCAGUCGGUCGCGGCGGCCGAGGAUAUUGCGGCGGGCGCGGGCGCGCUCGACAUCCUCGUCCGCACCAGCGACACCAAGCGCCUCUCCGACUUUAUGCUCUGGCAGGCGGACCGCGGCACGCAGGUGCACUUUGUCAAGACGUACUGGCCAGAUUUCGGGCUCACGGACCUCCUCCCCAUCCUACUAGGAUGGCAGCAGCGUGCGUGGCUGCGGGGGAUGCAAGGGGUGUAGACAUGCAUGUUGUGAGAUAUAGUGCGAUGAGGUGGCCACAAGCGAAGCGAUGAGUCCUAGUGUUCUGGCG
Cutaneotrichosporon oleaginosum is the source of this 1032-nucleotide messenger RNA. RefSeq lists its product as uncharacterized. Lineage: Eukaryota; Fungi; Basidiomycota; Tremellomycetes; Trichosporonales; Trichosporonaceae. Gene Ontology annotation, cellular component: lipid droplet; endoplasmic reticulum; dehydrodolichyl diphosphate synthase complex. The record is from RefSeq and is a predicted model, not a curated record. Gene Ontology annotation, molecular function: ditrans,polycis-polyprenyl diphosphate synthase [(2E,6E)-farnesyl diphosphate specific] activity.